Heterocephalus glaber (naked mole-rat) is the source of this 4037-nucleotide messenger RNA. RefSeq names its product histone deacetylase 8 (gene Hdac8). The record is from RefSeq and is a predicted model, not a curated record. Lineage: Eukaryota; Metazoa; Chordata; Mammalia; Rodentia; Bathyergidae. Gene Ontology annotation, molecular function: histone deacetylase activity. Gene Ontology annotation, biological process: heterochromatin formation.
CUCAAAUGGCCCCGUAGGGCAACAAGGAUGGUUAGUUUUGACCGUACUUAUUUGUGCCAUUAAAAAAAUCGAUCCUAAUUGGCAGUUAUUUGGGCUUAAAUAUCUGCCUAGACCUUUUUUAAAAAAUUGUGGUCCCUAAAUGAAGAGCUUCUGACCUGUGAAGUCCCAUCCAUUCCCUCAAUUGGAUGGGGAGCGGGAACAGUAUCUCCGGCGAUCUCAAAAAAUAAGAGGGAAUGUUGACCAGGGAGCACAGCUGCGGUCGAUCAGAGGAGCAGGAACUCGAGCCGGGGCUGAGUCCGAAAAAAGCAGGAUCCGGACGGUGGCUCCGAAACGGUUCGAAGUGGAAGAUGGAGGAGCCAGAAGACCCGGCGUACGGUGGGCAUUCGUUGCCCCCAGUUUACAUCUAUAGUCCUGAGUAUGUCAGCAUGUGCGACUCCCUGGCCAAGGUCCCCAAACGGGCCAGUAUGGUACAUUCUUUGAUUGAAGCAUAUGCACUGCAUAAGCAAAUGAGGAUAGUGAAGCCCAAAGUGGCCUCCAUGGAGGAGAUGGCCACCUUCCAUACUGAUGCCUAUCUGCAGCACCUUCAGAAGGUGAGCCAGGAAGGUGAUGAUGAUCAUCCAGACUCCAUAGAAUAUGGGCUAGGCUAUGACUGCCCAGCUACUGAAGGGAUAUUUGACUAUGCUGCCGCUGUAGGAGGUGCUACAAUCACAGCUGCCCAGUGCUUGAUCGACGGGAUGUGCAAAGUAGCAAUUAACUGGUCUGGAGGGUGGCAUCAUGCAAAGAAAGAUGAAGCAUCUGGGUUUUGUUAUCUCAAUGAUGCUGUCCUGGGAAUAUUACGAUUGCGACGGAAAUUUGACCGUAUUCUGUAUGUGGAUUUGGAUCUGCACCAUGGAGAUGGUGUAGAAGAUGCCUUCAGUUUCACCUCCAAAGUCAUGACUGUGUCCCUGCACAAAUUCUCCCCAGGAUUUUUCCCAGGAACAGGUGACGUGUCUGACAUUGGUCUAGGGAAAGGACGGUACUACAGUGUAAAUGUGCCCAUUCAGGAUGGCAUACAGGAUGAGAGGUACUACCACAUCUGUGAAAGUGUGCUAAAGGAAGUAUACCAAGCCUUUAAUCCAAAAGCAGUGGUUUUACAGCUGGGAGCUGAUACAAUAGCCGGAGAUCCCAUGUGUUCCUUUAACAUGACUCCAGUGGGGAUUGGCAAGUGUCUGAAAUAUGUCCUUCAGUGGCAAUUGGCAACACUCAUUUUAGGAGGAGGAGGCUAUAACCUUGCCAACACGGCUCGUUGCUGGACAUACUUGACCGGGGUCAUCCUAGGGAAAACACUAUCCUCUGAGAUCCCAGAUCAUGAGAUGAGAAAACUGAAGCACAGAAGUGUGAGUGACUUGCCCCAAAUCACAGAGUUUUUCACAGCAUAUGGUCCUGAUUAUGUGCUGGAAAUCACGCCAAGCUGCCGGCCAGAUCGCAACGAGCCCCACAGAAUCCAACAAAUCCUCAACUACAUCAAAGUUCUUUUCUUUCAGCACGUGAAAAAUAUUGUACCACUUCUCUCUAGCCUUCUGGUCUCCAUGGUUAUUGAUGAAAACGUCACUGUCAUUUGAACUCUCAAUUGAUCAAUUACCUUAUAGUACUUGAAUCUGUCUCGCUUCCUGAAGAAGAUGAUGACGGAAACACAUGAUCAUCUGAAGAAGAAGAUGUCCCUGAUCUAUGUCGGGAUCGGUGGUGUUUUGGGUUUUGCUUUUUUUCUUUCUUUUGUUUGUUUUUACCUUUAUAACGGGUAGGCCUAGUAUCUUCAGGACUUUUUUGUGUGGACUUGUCAUCCAUGUGUAUAGAACCUGCCUGCCAUGUUGGAAGCCGCAGGAAAACAACUGUUCUGGCCUGGCCUCACAGCCCAGGGUACUGAGCCCCGCGAGAGGUGGGCGCCGCGAAGCCCAACGUCCAGCCAUGCAGCGGGGCUCGGAGCUGCGUGACUGAAGUAUUCUUAUGAUGGCCUCUUUAAGUGCCUUCUCAGAUACUUCCAACAUCUGUGUCAUCUUUAUGUUGUCAUUUGUUUUUUUUCCCCUCAUUCAAAUUGAGAGUUUCUUGUUCUUGGUAUGAUGAGUGAUUUUCUAUUGUAUUCUGAACAUUUAGGUAUGAUAUUAUGAAACUCUAGAUCUUAUUUAAAUCUUCUGUUUUAGCAGGCUCCCUCUGAUACCACGAUGGCAGAGGAGGGUACCACUACCCCAUUACCUCAAAGUAGGGGUAAAAGUCUGAGUUUCCACUUUUAAAGAUUUCUGAAAUUUUAGCAGAUUGCCAGGUGGGGCAGAAAAAUGACAAACUGUUCUUUCAUUUCUAAAAGUUUAUUUUACGUUUAUGUGUAUUUCAAUAAUGUUUGUGUUAAUGAUGGGCAUUUCAAGUGUCCCUCAGAAUAAUAAAACAUAUACCAUAACUCAAAAUAUGUCCAGCAACAAAAAAUGCACAUUCUGAAUCAUCACUCAAAGAUAAAUAUUGAAGUACCACUAAAAUGGUUAAGUCUAAGUUCCUAAAAAUAUUAAAGAUAAAAAAUCUAGAUUCCCUAUUCAGCCAUCUUUGACAUCCUUGGAGGGGGAAAGGGCCAUGCUUUAUUCCUGUUGAGAAGCAGCAUAAAUUCAGGCUCCCCACUAGAUUUCCACUAAUACUUUCUUGGCCAAGAAUGGGAGUAGCACCUUUUUACUGCUCCCAUGUGGCCUCUACUGACUCAGAAGAUGGGGGGGAUCACCUUGUUAUCAAGCAAGGAUGGAAAGUGCUGGCUUUCCACUCUGCCUUCUCUGACACCACCCAUGUAAGAUGGAAGGGGAACCUGGUUACUGCUAGGAUAAUUUUCUAUUUUAAUUUUUCAUUCAUUCAACAAAUAUCUAUUUGAUGUUAAUCUGUGUCAGGAACUAUUCUAGGCACUGGUGAUACAGAAUUAAAUAUGACAGAUAAAGGCCUUGCCCAUCAUAGAGUUUGUGUUCUAGUGUGACAGGUAACAAUAAACAAAUAUUUAGUUUGAUUACUAAUUAAAUUGAGGGUAUUAUUUUAAAUAAGGUUGUCAAUAAAGGCCUCACUGAGGGGGUGUCAUUUGGGAAUAGAGCUUAAUAAAGUGAAUGAAGGAGUUUUUCAAAAAUUGAAGUGAAGAACAUUCUAGAUGAAAGGAACAAGAUAAAAUAACACAAGGCAGAAAUUUAGUGUAUUUAAUGCAUGUGUCUUAAUAGAUAUUAGAAAGAAAUAUAACUAGCACAUCAAACCAUUUGAUUUCAUUUGAUAUUAUUGCUUAAAAAGAAGCUAAGUUUCUUUUUGUUUCAAAAAAGGAUUAUCCAAAAAAGGUUUCCAGGAACUGGAAAUACAGGUCAGUGGCACAGCCCUUACCUAGCAUAUACAAGGCCCUGGAUUUGAUACCCGACACUUCCCCCCCAAAAAAAGUUUCCACAUAAUUACUAUAUGAAUGUGGUAAGUCUCUCGACAGUAUUAAGGCUUAGGAAACAAAUCUAUCUCUGAAGUGUAUAAUAUUAUUAGUCCCAUUUAAUAGAUGAGGGAACUUUAGCUUAAGGAAGUUAAUUACCUUGUGCAGGGUCACACAGCAGAUAAGUGAGGGAACUGGGAUUCCCCACGAGAAGCUGAGGAUCAUGCUCAAAGCUUAGAAGCGGAAAUGAAUUUUCCUUCUGCCUGGUGGAACUGCUGAUUGUUGCAUACAACAAACCAAGAAAUGUGGAAGAGCAGUUGGGGGCUUCUAAUGUAAAGCAUUUUUGUUUGUUUGUUUGUUUGCCCAGAGUACAUGCCUAAAGCAACUGUAUUACUCAUUCUCCUCCAGCUUUUAGUACUGAAAUGAUCAAGGGGCAAAAGGAAGGUUGGAAAUUAUUAGAGAAAAUAAAGUACACCACUCAGGGUUCUAUAAUGUCUAACUGUUGACAACUUUCUCAUCUACCUGGAGGCCCUUUAACCAACUGAGAUUCAGGUACUGUCUUGAGUACAAUCUCCAAAUCCAGAAGUGCUAAGGGUUGUUUGAUGCCAGAGUAACCAAGCCCAGCUCCCUUGCUUCA